Aegilops tauschii subsp. strangulata is the source of this 669-nucleotide messenger RNA. The record is from RefSeq and is a predicted model, not a curated record. Lineage: Eukaryota; Viridiplantae; Streptophyta; Magnoliopsida; Poales; Poaceae.
AUGGCUACGGCGGCGUGGUGCGGCGGCGGCGGGGCGGGCGGGGAGGCAGCCGCCGGCGAGGUGCGAGGAAAAGGACAGGGCAGAGCGGGGUCGGGGUCUAGCUCGGUCGCACCAACGGGCCGAGCCGGCCUCGUCCGAGUCAGCGCGCAGCCAGCGCAGGCGACGCGCGCACUGGCCAGCGUGGCGCCUGACGGGCGGGCCCAAUCGGUCAGCUUUAGUGUCAAUACUUGUGGUAUCUCUGUGCAAUUUACUCAGCUGAUGGCAACAUGCAGCACGUCGGCAGCUGAGAGCGUCGCGUCGCGCCGGAGCCGACCCGCAAGGACCCAGAAGGGACCCUACAGGCCAAGAUCUGGACCGGGGACGCGCCACCGGCCGGCCAGCACCAUCGGACCACCCCGCCGCCAAGAGGCGGCACCACCACGGCGAGCACCGUCGGCCUCCACACCAGGACGCCGGACCGCCGAGGCGCACCGCCGCCGGCCAUCACCGCCCGAGCAGGAGAGGACCGCGCACGGGGAAGGGCAAGCCCACCGCCGCCAGCACCACGCGGCCGAGGACCGGCGGCGCACGCUGACGGCGGCGGGAGGAGGGAGGGGCGCAGGGAAGGGCUGGAGGAGCGCGGUGGAAGGGCCCCCGGCCGCCUCGCUCGGGGAGGCGGCGCGGGGGUAG